Alternaria arborescens is the source of this 129-nucleotide messenger RNA. RefSeq lists its product as hypothetical. The coding region runs from base 1 to 129 and encodes 42 amino acids. The transcript has a single exon. The record is from RefSeq and is a predicted model, not a curated record. NCBI's taxonomy places the organism in Eukaryota, Fungi, Ascomycota, Dothideomycetes, Pleosporales, Pleosporaceae.
AUGUCCGAGCUGGCGCGCAUCAGUGCGCCAGCGGUUACCGCAUUGACAAUCCAGGCCACCAAGUCUGGGGAAGCCAUUCAGGUACAUAGAAUCACAGCGGUACCUGAAGAAUGUGGAUCUGCAGUUUGA